CUCGGGUUACCUGCGGCGGGUGGGCGGGGCGGACCUUCCGGUCUGCGCCGGCCCCCAGCCUCCCGGGCCGCGGAGCCGGGAAGCUAGACGGGGAGCGAGGGAGGCGGAGACUCCGGCCGGACUCCGACGAGAGACACUGCAUGGAGCGGCCGGCGCGGCUCUGCGGGCUGUGGGCGCUGCUGCUCAGCGCCGGCGGCGGCGGACGCGCCGCGCGCCCGGAAUUUCAGCUACCUGUGACAAACUUGAGUGUUUCUGUUGAAAACCUCUGCACGGUAAUAUGGACAUGGAAUCCUCCUGAGGGAGUCAGCCCGAAUUGUAGUCUAUCAUAUUUUAGUCAUUUUGGCAACAAACAGGAUAAGAAAAUUGCUCCAGAAACUCAUCGUUCGAAAGAAGUGCCCCUGAAUGAGAGGAUCUGUCUGCAAGUGGGGCCUCAGUGUAGCACCAAUGAAAGUGACAGUCCUAGCAAUUUAGAGGAAAAGUGCAUCUCGCCCCCUGAAGGUGAUCCUGAGUCCGCUGUGACUGAGCUGCAAUGCAUUUGGCACUACAUGAAGCUCAUGAAUUGUACUUGGCUUCCUGGAAGGAAAACAAGUCCUGACACUAACUACAUUCUCUACUAUUGGCACAGCAGUCUCGGAAAAAUUCUCCAGUGUAAAAACAUCUAUAAAGAAGGUCAACACAUUGGUUGUUCUUUUGCUCUGACUGAAGUUAAAGAUUCCAGUUUUGAAAAACACAGCGUCCAAGUAAUGGUCAAGGAUAAUGCAGGAAAAAUCAGACCAUCCUUCCAUAUAGUGCCUUUAUCUUCUCAUGUGAAACCUGAUCCUCCACAUAUUAAAAAGCUCUUCUUCCACAAUGGUGACUUAUAUGUGCAAUGGAAGAAUCCACAGAAUUUUUAUAGCAGAUGCUUAUCUUAUCAAGUAGAAGUCAAUAACAGCCAAACCGAGACUCAUGAUAUUUUCUACGUUGAAGAAGCCAAAUGUCAGAAUUCGGAAUUUGAGGGAAACCUGGAGGGUACAAUUUGUUUCAUGGUCCCUGGUGUUCUUCCUGAUACUUUGAACACAGUCAGAAUAAGAGUCAAAACAAAUAAGUUAUGCUAUGAGGAUGACAAAAUCUGGAGUAAUUGGAGUCAAGAGAUGAGUAUAGGUAAAAAGGACAAUCCCACCCUCUACAUCACCAUGUUACUCACCAUUCCAGUCAUCUUAGCAGUUGCAGUCAUGAUCCUUCUACUUUAUCUGAAAAGGCUCAAGAUCAUUAUAUUCCCUCCAAUUCCUGAUCCUGGCAAGAUAUUUAAAGAAAUGUUUGGAGACCAGAAUGAUGAUACCUUGCACUGGAAGAAGUAUGACAUCUAUGAGAAGCAAACCAAGGAAGAAACUGACUCUGUAGUGCUGAUAGAAAACCUGAAGAGAGCCUCUCAGUGAUGGGGAUAAUUUAUUUUAACCUUCAAUGUGACCUUGUGAAGAUUCAUCCCAUUCCCCAUUUGUUAUCUGGGAACUUGUUAAAUGAAAACUGAAACUACUGGACCAUUUAAAAACAGCUCAUAAGAGCCUUAGGUCUUUACAUUGAGUCAUGCAUCAAAAAACUAAAAAGAAGGGGCCCUCUGGAGAAGAGAAUGGAGUCAUUCUUGUUGAAUUAUAAAAGCAGACAUCCCUUGCAAAGGCUUCAAACUAGGAAACAAAGCAAAAAGUGUUGAUGGCAGUAGAGUUAAUCUUAUCAAGGGUUGUGACAACUUCUUGAGUGAUCUAUGCCUGCUUUGUAUUUUUGGGGUCAAACAAUACCAACAAGUUUUAUUGGGGGGAACUCAUUUUGGGUGCAAAUGCUAUAAUGCCAAACUUGAGUCACAGACAAUGUCUAGCAAACAAAAUUGAUAAAACCUGUUGUUUGAGAUGCUACCAAGUAAUGUUUGUGGCUCUUAAAACUCUUGAUAGUUGGGAAUCGUCAUCUCCUUUAAUCAUUUUCUUCUGCUUUGAAAGGCCCAGACAUGAGUUUUGCCCAUGAUGAUGACAACUACAGGAGAGGCCAAGGCAGCUUCUUUACCAAGAACUUUCAAAGCCAUUUCAGGCUUUUCAGGGUAGUGGAGGAAGAAUGGCUUACUGGAUAUUACAGCUUGAACCAUGCAGUUUCUAAUGAUGUAUUGUUUUUUCUUCACCUCUGCUACUCAGAUGUUUACUAUGUGUUCAGAUCGUGCCAAGCCUCCAGGUAUGAGGCAUGGACUCCGUCAGAGUUUUGACAGUCUAGUUGGGACUCAGUUUAUCCCCACCUGUCAUUUUCAGACCUUUCAACUCCCCAGUUCAUACACUGAUUUCCCCUUUUGCAUUCCCCCUCAUUCCCUUCCUUGUAGCUUUCACCCUUCAUUAGAUAUUAGAAUAUAAAUCUGCUCAGAACACCUAGAGGAGCAGGGAAUAAUUUGCGUCUUAGUUAAAGUGUGGGUAGACUGAGAAACAACGACCAAUUCUUGCAUAUUUUGCAACUUCUAUAUGAUUCUGCAUUUAUUUGAAGGUUUUCAGCAUUAACCAUUUCUCUACAUAUUUUCUAAACAGGAGGUAUUCACUUAUUUGCUUGGGGGAAAAAACAGCUGUGUCUUCUCCUUACUGCCACAAAUGGUUAUUAGUAGGUUUUAUGUCUUUCAUUGAUAGCCACCAUCCAAGGCUCCAAUAUUUGCAUUCUUUUUCUGCAUAUGUUAGGAUUCCAUUCUCCCUCAUCCCCACAGCAUAUACAUAUAGAUAUUCCCUCUGCUCCUCUGCUUCCUCCAAAUGUAAAGACAUAUGGAAAUGGGAAGUCCCCCUCACCCAGUUUCCCUCCUUAUACACACAGACUCCAAUUAAUGGUAGAAAUUUGACAACUUUAUUUCACUAGUUCUCCAAACAUUCACCCAUUUGUGUUACUUUGCAAUUCCUGCUCUUAGGGGAAGGGAAAUCAGAGAUCCCUGCUCUCCACAGGUUUAGGCAAAAGUGGAACCUGCUUGCACUGUGGUGGAGGAGCACUGCACCCUGGCUUUUCCGAGGAAAUUCGAGUUCAUGGCAAGGGUCAAUGUCAAGGUGUUUGCUCCCAGUGCUUUUAUUUCUGAGGUCAGAUUGAGGCCUGGAGAUAGGCAUAGUGGAUGCCUUUGUUCUGCUGCUCUCUAGACAGGAUAGUUGGUUUUCCUGUGUAGGAAUAAGAUUACUUCCUGGUGAGGUCUUGUAUAAUUCUGGGAAGCAAAACACUUUAAAUGCCUCACUCAAAGCCAUUUUUCCUGUUACCCUAUUUCAAUGGCAUGGGUGGGGCAGGGAUUUGCUAUUCCGAUUACCCAAGAACUACUGAUGUGGACUAUCAUUCAGCCUGGGAGUGGGGAAAUUGUAUUUUGUUUCCAUCUCCCUCUGUUAGCAGUAAAAUAGUUGAGGGAAAAGGAGGCAGUGAAUUAUGGGAGCACCUAUGGCUGUUUUAUAAUCGCUGCAAAGUGACCCCAGGUCUUGGGAGCUCUUGGAGACCUUAAUACAUCAGUGGUAUUCCCAUCAUCUGUAGGAAACUCACAGGUUCAUUUAUUAUUUUACGUCUAACCUGUAUGGAUUUUUUUCUCUCCACAUACCUAAAUAAGCCCACAGUAAGGAUGGUCAUUCUUACUCUUUCAUUGAAAUAUGUUGUAUUUUCACCUGGGCACUGGAGGAUAUGUGAAACAAUGUCAACUUUCUUGGUAAUGCUUUCAAUUAGGGAUCAUUUUGUUUAACUUCUUAUAGGAAAGCUUGAGUGAAAUAAAUAUUAAUUGUCUUUUGUAUGUCA
This is a messenger RNA of Manis pentadactyla (Chinese pangolin), 3750 nucleotides long. It is a transcript of the gene IL13RA1, whose product is annotated as interleukin 13 receptor subunit alpha 1. Gene Ontology annotation, biological process: cytokine-mediated signaling pathway. Gene Ontology annotation, molecular function: cytokine receptor activity; protein binding. The coding region runs from base 141 to 1415 and encodes 424 amino acids. Gene Ontology annotation, cellular component: external side of plasma membrane; membrane. Lineage: Eukaryota; Metazoa; Chordata; Mammalia; Pholidota; Manidae. The transcript has 11 exons. The record is from RefSeq and is a predicted model, not a curated record.